Oppiella nova is the source of this 610-nucleotide messenger RNA. NCBI's taxonomy places the organism in Eukaryota, Metazoa, Arthropoda, Arachnida, Sarcoptiformes, Oppiidae. The record is from the annotation of a GenBank genome assembly.
CAGUGAGUCCAUUGACAACAUAAACAUUGCGUUAGUAUUAAAUGAAUCCAAUAGUUCACUCAUUGUGUGGUCCAUUGAACGCCAUUGAACACAAGUUGUGGUUAUUAUUGAGUCAUAAGUGUUGAGUGAAUUGAUUAGUAUCGGAUAGUCAUCGGCAGCGAUGGUGAACACGGAAGACACGGACAAAAGGCAAUCGGAUGGCUCUCUGGAGCGGUCAUCGCCGGACCAGUUGGUGGAGUGGGACGAAGAGACGGGUGAAUACGAAGUGGACACCGAUGUGAGCAUCAGACCCAUCCGUUUCGCUCAACAGGAUCUCACCGAUAUGGCCACCGAUAAGGGCUUCGAGUUCGAGACGGCCGAUGAGGUGACGGAAGGGGAAAAGGAUGAGUUAGACGCCCGACACAACUACUGGACCAGAGAGCAGAUGAUGUCCUACUUGGAGGUGAGCCCCAAACCCGUGGAAGACCUGUGCGAACAGCCGGACCUCUACGACGAGCGCAUCAAAUGCAUGGAACCGCUGGUGAAGGACGGCGUGUACAAGAAGCUGGUGCGCAGGGGGGCCGGGGAUGUGGUGACUGUGGACAGCGCCGUACUCUAUAACCUGAACGCC